Messenger RNA from Diorhabda sublineata, 690 nucleotides. RefSeq names its product phospholipid scramblase-like. The transcript is spliced from 4 exons. NCBI's taxonomy places the organism in Eukaryota, Metazoa, Arthropoda, Insecta, Coleoptera, Chrysomelidae. Bases 1 to 690 code for a protein of 229 amino acids. The record is from RefSeq and is a predicted model, not a curated record.
AUGGAAAAUGAAUACUUGAACGUACAAACUCUUAACGAAUUCAUGGUUAAUGAAUUGAUGAUGGAAAAUGAAUACUUGAACGUACAAACUCUUAACGAAUUCAUGAACGUAAAAAGUCUUAACGAAUUCUUGGUUAAUGAAUUGAUGAUGGAAAAUGAAUACUUGAACGUACAAACUCUUAACGAAUUCAUGGUUAAUGAAUUGAUGAUACAAAAUGAAUUCUGGAACCUACAAACUCUUAACGAAUUCUUGGUUAAUGAAUUGAUGAUGGAAAAUGAAAACUUGAACGUACAAACUCUUAACGAAUUCAUGGUUAAUGAAUUGAUGAUGGAAAAUGAAAACUUGAACAACGUAAAAAGUCUUAACGAAUUCUUGGUUAAUGAAUUGAUGAUGGAAAAUGAAAACUUGAACGUACAAACUCUUAACGAAUUCAUGGUUAAUGAAUUGAUGAUGGAAAAUGAAAACUUGAACGUACAAACUCUUAACGAAUUCAUGAACGUAAAAAGUCUUAACGAAUUCUUGGUUAAUGAAUUGAUGAUGGAAAAUGAAUACUUGAACGUACAAACUCUUAACGAAUUCAUGGUUGAUGAAUUGAUGAUGCAAAUUGAAUUAUGGAACGUAGAAACUCUUAACGAAUUCUUGGUUAAUGAAUUGAUGAUGCAAAAUGAAUUCUGGAACCUACAAACAUAA